This is a messenger RNA of Gavialis gangeticus (Gharial), 4372 nucleotides long. RefSeq names its product pyruvate dehyrogenase phosphatase catalytic subunit 1 (gene PDP1). The transcript has 2 exons. Gene Ontology annotation, biological process: protein dephosphorylation. Bases 121 to 1806 code for a protein of 561 amino acids. Gene Ontology annotation, molecular function: protein serine/threonine phosphatase activity; cation binding. The record is from RefSeq and is a predicted model, not a curated record. NCBI's taxonomy places the organism in Eukaryota, Metazoa, Chordata, Crocodylia, Gavialidae.
CGGGGCGGCCGCGGGCCGCGUGUCUGUCCUCCGCUCCUCCCCGGCCCGCUAACGCGCUCUCUGUCUUGCUCACCGGGCGCUGCUCCGUGGCUGCCGGCGGCUUCUUGCUGCGCCAGGAGAAUGUGCGUGUGCCCCGGGCCGCGCCGCAUCGCAAUUCCAGUCAGAAGCUCCAGGCUGCCAUUAUUCUCUGAUGCCAUGCCAGCACCAGCUCAUCUAUUUCCAUUGAUUCGUAACUGUGAAAUUGGCAGGCUAUGCAAUGCUGUGUGUUAUUGCCACCACAAACAUCUUUGUUGUUUGUCCCCACCUCACUUUGCUCACAAUCAUUUGAGAUAUGCACCUCAGAAGAAGUUUGCAACACUUCAUAGGCCAAAGGAGAAUUUUAAUCAGUUUAUCCAUGCAAGGAGCUAUGUUUCAACACCACAGAGAUUUUACCUUACUCCUCCACAGGUUAACAGCAUUUUGAAGGCAAAUGAAUACAGUUUUAAAGUCCCAGAAUUUGAUGGUAAAAAUGUAAGCUCUAUUCUUGGCUUUGAUAGCAACCAGUUACCUGCUAAUGCUCCAAUAGAAGACAGGAGAAGUGCAGCCACAUGUUUGCAAACACGAGGGAUGCUUCUAGGUGUAUUCGAUGGUCAUGCAGGUUGUGCUUGUGCCCAAGCUGUCAGUGAAAGACUCUUUUACUACAUUGCUGUCUCUUUGUUACCUCAUGAGACUCUACUUGAAAUAGAAAAUGCAGUGGAGAGUGGCAGAGCUCUGUUGCCCAUUUUACAGUGGCACAAGCAUCCCAAUGAUUAUUUUAGUAAGGAAGCUUCUAAACUUUAUUUUAAUAGUUUACGAACUUACUGGCAGGAGCUCAUCGACCUCAACACUGGAGAGACCACUGAUGUAAAAGAGGCUUUAAUUAAUGCUUUCAAGAGGCUUGAUAAUGAUAUUUCUUUGGAAGCUCAAGUAGGAGAUCCAAACUCUUUUCUCAACUACCUGGUGCUGCGAGUGGCAUUUUCAGGUGCUACUGCCUGUGUGGCUCAUGUAGAUGGUGUUGAUUUGCACAUUGCCAAUACUGGUGACAGCAGGGCGAUGCUUGGUGUUCAAGAAGAAGAUGGGUCUUGGUCUGCUGUUAAUUUGUCCUAUGAUCAUAAUGCGCAGAAUGAACGUGAAAUAGAACGAGUAAAAUCAGAGCACCCAAAAACUGAAGAGAAAAGUCUUGUGAAGCAAGACAGGCUGUUAGGCUUAUUGAUGCCUUUCAGAGCCUUUGGUGAUGUGAAAUUUAAAUGGAGCAUUGACCUUCAGAAGAGAGUAAUAGAAUCAGGCCCAGAUCAAUUGAAUGACAAUGAAUACACAAAGUUUAUCCCUCCGAACUAUCAUACCCCACCAUAUCUUACAGCUGAGCCAGAGGUCAUACACCACAAAUUAAGACCUCAGGAUAAAUUCCUGGUGUUAGCCACAGAUGGCCUAUGGGAGACAAUGCACCGACAGGAUGUGGUUAGAAUUGUAGGAGAGUACCUCACCGGUGUUCAUCACCAGCAGCCAAUAGCAGUUGGUGGCUACAAGGUAACUCUGGGACAGAUGCACGGUCUCCUGACAGAAAGGAGAGCAAGAAUCUCAUCCGUAUUUGAAGAUCAGAAUGCUGCAACCCAUUUGAUACGUCAUGCAGUGGGUAAUAAUGAAUUUGGCACUGUUGAUCAUGAGCGGCUGUCCAAGAUGCUUAGUCUUCCAGAAGAGUUGGCUCGGAUGUACAGAGAUGACAUAACAAUUAUUGUUGUGCAGUUCAACUCGCAUGUUGUAGGUGCAUGUCAAAAUGAGGAAUUGUGAACUUUUUAAAAAUGAACAGUUUACCAAAGUUUUAAUAUAUGGCCAGUAUGAUGAGCAGCAGAUUAAAAUACACUUAAUGAGCAAACGAGUAUCUGCUCAUAAGAACUAACACAUCAGUCUCUCUCUCUUCGCCUUUCCUUCACCCCCGACCCCACCACAAACAAUGAAUUAACAGAGCCUUCCAAAAGAAUGGCACAGUUUUAAAUGAGGGUCUUGCAACAGCUUUGCACUACUGUUUUGAUGCUGCUAGAGCAAUGAUUUGAAUUUGGCUGGGAUGGGUGAGAAAGGGAAGGAGUGGGUAGUAAUCUGAUAAGCAAACUUGCUUUGGCUACUCACUAAACAAAAAACCUGUUUUUAAAAAAUGUACGUAUCUACAUAGCUGUCUUUUAAGAAAUUGGCAAGACAUUUUUUGAAUAUCUGAAUUCCAAUAGGGCUGAUGUUUUUUUCCUGUAAAGUAAAUAGUGAUUCUGCAUGUAUGUGACUUCUUUUGACUCUGUCUAAGGGAAAAGAGCUAAGUAGCUAUCUCAAACUAAUUUUUCCCAUUUGCACUUAGUGUCGUUCAUUUAAAUGCAUAUCUGUGUAGAACAUUAUUUUUAUGCAGAUCUUUAAGCCAUAAUAUCUGGAAUUCUUAUGCACUUAUUUUAUCCAAAUCCAUGCUUAAAAUCUCUUGUGUACUGACACUUUCUGGCUUAUUGGGUGUGUUUUUUGCAGGAUCUAAAGGGCAAUAAUGUCAUUUUACCUUUCAUUGAAAGGUAGAUGCAUAUGAAAUCCCAUUGUGGAAGACUUCAGCUUGCAUGGUUUGAAACCAUGACUUUGCCUUUUGCAAAACAUGGAAUCACCUUCAGUCAGAGCUGUCAUGCCACCUCAAAAGGUCACAUCAUUGGCAGGCAGCACCACUUUCUGGUACCAAAAAUUUCCCCAUAUCAUAUGGCAAAUUCUAACAUAAUCAUAUGAAGAGACUAGGAAAUCACUGUUAACUGUUUGGUGUCUUUAUAAAUAAGCACUCACAUUUAUUUUUGCUGUUGUCAUUUCAGUUGGGUUGUGCUUACUGGAUGUUUUAAAUAAUAGCUACUGAGGAAACUUGUAUUUCUAGCUAGGUCUAAAACUUUAUAAAGAUUACCAAAAUAUUAAAGUAUGGCUUGUAAAUAAGCUUAAUAGAGAAAGAAAUGGACCUGCAUGCUGUAUCUUAAAAAGCUGCUUUCUUGGUGUUAUGUUAUCAACCAAGUGACAUCCUUUGAUAGUCCUUUGUGUGCAUGGUUUCUCUUCAAAAUGUCAUAAUUAGAAGAAAGACUCUCUCAAAAAUGGGUCUCUCUGGUGUAAUCAUUGAAUUUUCAAACUUGAUAGACAUAGUAUUUUGGAAUAGACUUUACAGUUGCAAUUGCUGGGUGCAUAAAAUAGAUAUAAAGGCUGCUGUAUUGGUCUUUGGUCUAUUUUUAUAUUUAAGCAACCAUAGGGAGUGAGGGUUUUCUGAACUCACUAGUAUCUGCCCUUUUACACGUCUUUAAAUGUUUAGAAUUCAUUUUCCCUUAUUGAAAACAUGGCGACUGGAGCCACAACAGUAACAGCUUGUGCUUUUCAGGAGAUUGUAUAUAAGUAGUCUUAUUAAUUUUGCUCUGGUUUAUAGGGGCCCGGGAGCAGAUGUAGGCCAGCAUGUUUAAUCUCUUCCAAGCUGCAUUACAUUCAGACAUUUUUCUGAUUGAUUUUAUUUUUGUAAUAAACUCUUUUGGACUUCACGUAGCCAGAUAUGAUUUACUUAAGUUGACAAUAUGCUUUAAGAACCUGAGUUUUCUUUCUUGGUUGGGUAAAUCAUUUGUUUUCCUAAUUGGCAAUAUUGAUGUUUAUUAAGAUUACUGUUUUUAAACAGUAUUCUUAUAAUUUAAGCCAAGCACUUGUAGAUUACGAAACAUCAAUGUUUUCUAUAAGCACAAGUGCUGUGCAGACUUAAUUGCCUGCAGCCUUAAUAAAAUGUUGGUCUUCCCACCUGACUGUAUUCAAGAAACUGUCAUUUACAGCAGAGUUUCCUGUCCUCCUCCUUCCCCAGAGAUGGAGGUGGUUUGAAGGUUCACACUUUGAGAAUAGGAAUGACAGACUUUUCAUGGGGUAGAGGAAACCUGGUAAUGCUGUUAAUGAACAACUUUUGGUAACUGAUAUUUGCCUUUGUAUGUUAAGUAUUAAUGACAAAAUGUCUUUGGCUAGAUUAGUAAGCUCAUGUGUCCUCUUACACUGUGUUUCACUCAAGUACAAAAUGAAUCUAAGCUGUUACAAUAUUUAGACUUUCUUACAUUUUUCUACUGUGUAGUACUUACCAAAAUGUUUAAUCCAUGGGUCUUGAAUAUGGGUUUGGUAUAAGUUAUAGAAGUGGUCCUGUAUGUACAGCUUAUGGGAAAAGCUUUUUGUAUGAAAGAUGCACAUAUGUACAGGAUCAAAUGAAGUGAUAUUUAUGUAUUUGGAUUUGAUUCAACAUGUGCAGUGAACUUAAGCAGCAUAACUGCCUACCAAACAUGGCAGUUAUCUAAGAACAAACAUCUUUUAGUAGACUCCAAUAAAAUGAUCAAUUAUAUAUAAA